This is a messenger RNA of Leptonychotes weddellii (Weddell seal), 1291 nucleotides long. The record is from RefSeq and is a predicted model, not a curated record. NCBI's taxonomy places the organism in Eukaryota, Metazoa, Chordata, Mammalia, Carnivora, Phocidae.
AUGUCCGUGCCGGACUUUGGGCAGCCUUCCUGGGCUCUGUACCUCAGUGGCCCCGACUGUAAGGAGAGAGAGACCGACGUCCCUAACUAUGGCGACUACCCAUUCUCCGUUUCUGUCAUCUUGUGGCUUCAGAAAUGUUACAAGAGUGGAAUCCUACCUUCUGAGACUGGCAGGCAUUACUGGCGAGAUUUGGGGAGGCCGCGUGCUCCGGCCGUCGCCUGGAGGUGGCUUGCAUCGUGCGCUCCCUCAGGGAGCCAUCGCCCUCCCCUUGUGCAGUGUGGCUGUGGUUUUCAUUGUGCUUUCCCUCUGCUGCAGCUGAAGCAGUUCGAGCGACUGGAGCAGGAGGUGUCCCGGCCCAUAGACCACGACCUGGCCAACUGGGCGCCGGCGCGGCCACUGGCCCCGGGGCGGACGGGCAGCCUGGGGCCCUCGGACCGGGAGCUGCUGCUCUUCUACCUGGAGCAGUGCGAGGCCAACCUGACCACGCUGACCAACGCAGUGGACGCCUUCUUCAGCGCCGUGGCCACCAACCAGCCGCCCAAGAUCUUCGUGGCGCACAGCAAGUUCGUCAUCCUCAGCGCGCACAAGCUGGUGUUCAUCGGGGACACGCUGUCGAGGCAGGCCAAGGCGGCCGACGUGCGCAGCCAGGUGACCCACUACAGCAACCUACUGUGUGACCUCCUGCGCGGCAUUGUGGCCACCACCAAGGCCGCUGCCCUGCAGUACCCGUCACCUGCCGCUGCCCAGGACAUGGUGGACAGGGUCAAGGAGCUGGGCCACAGCACCCAGCAGUUCCGCCGGGUCCUGGGCCAGCUGGCAGCUGCCUGAGAGCCGGUGACCACAGGGAUGGGGGUCAGGGGAGGAGGGUACCUGCCCCGAGAGAGUCGCCAUGCUGCAGGCAUGGGGACAGGCGCCCCAGCUCUGUCCGGGCCUGGUGCCCCAGACUGUCCAGGGAUUUGUACAUAGUUAGGAUGGGGCAGGAUAUGCGACCACGCCUGCUCAGAGCCCAAGCAGAGCUGGGCCCCCGGGGAGCCAAGGCUGAGGAGUGGGCUGGUGGUCUUCCCUGUGUACACGGGGGGCUGGGGCCCAGAGAGCCCUGGGCCAUGACCCACAUGGCCUCAGAGGACCCCUUGAGCUGAUCCUAGCCCCACAGCGGUGCCAGGUCCCCCGUCCCCCCACAGCGCAAGCGCCACUGUACCAGGAGAAAAACUCUAGAACACUAUUUUUCAUUAUUGGUUUUCCAAUCAUUUGACUAAUAGUCUACAUUUAAAUAAAAUUUUAAAAAUGAAAA